AUGGCCGACACCGACGGCCGGCAGCUGCGCAAGCACUGCAAGGAGCUGCAGUACAAGCUGGACGAGGCGCUGCGUGAGCGGGACGACCUCAUGCGCGACCUGGAGAACAUGUGCCUGGCAGACUCGCGCGGGGCCACCUUCAACGGCAGCAGCGUGCUGCAGGAGCGCAUCUAUUCCACAGGCACGUUUGACCAGACGGGGGCCGUGUGCUGUGCCCCGGGCCCGGCCCUGUGGCCUGGAGGCGGAAGGGCGCAACAGAAGGAGCUGUCUGCGACGCGCGCCGCGCUGUCGGGCGUCACCCUGGAGCGGGACAACCUGCGGGAGGACUUGGGUGAGGUGAAGGAGGCCAAGCGGCGCGCCGAGGCGGGGCACCGCGCGCAGCUGGAGCGGGCGGCGGCGCUGGACAAGGAGCUGGCCUUCUACCAGGCGCAGAGCGCGCGCGUCAUGGCGGACCGAGACCGCGCGGCGUGGGAGGGCGAGGAGCUCAAGGCGCAGAACCUGCGGCUGGACCAGCAGCUGCGCGAGGCCAGCAGCCGGGCGGAGACUGAAUCGUCGCAGCGCGCGCAGCUGGAGCGCCAGCUGGCCGAGGUGCGGCAGCAGCUGCGCGGCGCGCAGGCGCAGGCGGCCGAGGCGGCGGCGCUGCCGGGGCUGCGAUCCCAGCUGGCUGCCAGCGCGGGCGAGGUGGAGCGGCUGCGGGGGCGGGAGCGGGAGCUGCUGAGCCAGGUCGCGCAGCUGCGGCAGGAGGUGGCGGCGGCGGCGGCGGCGCGCGAGGCGGCGGCGGGCGAGGCGGCGGCGGCGCACCGGCAGGCCGACGACCUCGCGGCGGCGCACGCCGUGGUGCAGCAGCAGCUGCGGGGGGAAGUGCAGGAGCUGCAGGCCGAGGUGGCGCAGCUGCAGCAGCAGCUGGAGGCGGCGACGGCGGCGGCGGAGGAGGCGGGCGCGGCGCGGCAGGCGGCCGAGGCGUCGGCGGCGCAGCAGGGGCAGCGGCAGGAGGCGGACGUGGAGGCUCUGGUGCGGCACCACGCAGAGGAGGUGGCCUCACUGCGCGAGCAGCUGCGCGAGCAGCAGGACGGCGCUGUGGCGCUGCGGCAGCGGGUGGAGGAGGUGACGCAGCAGAAGGAGUGCUCCACACUGCGGCAGCAGCUGGAUCAGGCCAAGCACGAGAAGCUGGAAGCGCUGAUGAAGCUGGCGGCGGCCGGCGGCGGCGCCAGCGGCUCUCCCGGCAGGAACGACAGCGCCAAGGACGCCGCCGCCAGCCUCCUGGCGCGCUCGCCGCCUUACGGGUGCAGGUACGAGGAUGAGGAGGAGUUUGAUGCGAUGACCGAUGCCAUGCGGGAGAAGUGCGUGCUGCUGGUGGCGGCGCCGCACGCGGCGGCAGCCGGCGGCGGCGGCGGCCAGGUGGAUGCCCUGCGGGCCUGCCUGCAGCCGCUGGCCAUCAACCACGCCUUCUCCAGCCAGCAGGCCCUGCCCUUUGCUCAGCAGCUGUGGAGCGGGCGGGACCGCGCCCCCUACUUCCUCAAAGUCCGCACCCGGGCCGCCCUGGACGAGGCCGGCGGCGGCGAGGACGCGGCGGCGGCGGCGGCGGCAGCGGCGGAGGCGGUGUGGCAGGAGCUGUUGCAGCAGAACUGGCGGGUGGAGCUGGAUGCGGGCCUGGGGGCCCCGCUGCAGGAGCGGGAGGUGCUGCUGCUGGUGUGCUCGCCUCGAGGCGUCGAGCAGCUCCUGGCGGCGGCGGGCGCGCCGCUGCCCGCAGGCUCCGGCCCCCCCCCACCCGGCUCCGUCAGCGCGCUGCAGGCAGGCGGCACCCAGGCUGGGGACCCCGCAGACUGGCGCCAGCUGGGCAAGCGGCUGCUGCUGGCGGCAGCGGACCCGGCGGCAGCAGGUGGCGGCGUGCUGGCGGCGCUGGGACGCAGCGAGCCAGCAGCAGCAAACUGA
Messenger RNA from Chlorella variabilis, 1932 nucleotides. RefSeq lists its product as hypothetical. The transcript has 9 exons. The record is from RefSeq and is a predicted model, not a curated record. NCBI's taxonomy places the organism in Eukaryota, Viridiplantae, Chlorophyta, Trebouxiophyceae, Chlorellales, Chlorellaceae. The coding region runs from base 1 to 1932 and encodes 643 amino acids.